AUGGAAGUUGAUAGAUUAACCAAUUCUGAUAAAAAUACAAUCAUUACAAUCACUACAAACAUUAUUUUAGCUACAUAUCGAGGGCACUACCCUACCAAUGGAAAUUCUGGAAGUUGCAAAGGAAAAAUAGAAAAGGAUGUAGUAUACCCCCCAGUCAUAACUUAUCAAAUACUGAGUACUCUAGUUACUUAUAAGGGGGCUGUUGCUGCAUGUGCGGCAGCUGGAAUGGAAUUAGCUAGUUUGCAGACAAAAGAAAAAAGCGACGCUGUUAAUGCUGUAAUACUUGCCUCCCCUAUAAUUACUGAAUACUGGAUAUCCGGUUCCAAAUUUGAUGACAAUAAAUGGUACUGGUUGAAAGGAGAGGCAAUGGUAUUUACUAAUUGGAAGGCUGGAGAACCAAACAAUGCAAAGGGAAAUGAAGAUUGUCUUACAAUCUCUGAAACUAGAACUGGAUGGAACGAUGAAGUUUGCUCCGUAAAAUUAUAUCCGGUAUGUGAAAAAGUAGUUGCUUCUCAAAAUGGAGGAUCUGGUUGCAAGGCUCAAGUUGUGAAUAUUUUUGUUGGCAGAGACCAAGCUGAUGUAAAUGUAUGUUAGCAAGAGAUCUAUUCUGCUUUGUAAACUGUGUCAAUUCUAUUUUGCGCUUGCUUAUUAAAGUUUUUGAAGUUAA
Molecule: messenger RNA, 667 nt
Organism: Diabrotica virgifera virgifera (western corn rootworm)
Lineage: Eukaryota; Metazoa; Arthropoda; Insecta; Coleoptera; Chrysomelidae
Product: E-selectin-like
Exons: 5
Coding region: 1-594 (197 amino acids)
Biological process (GO): biological process involved in interspecies interaction between organisms
Cellular component (GO): external side of plasma membrane
Molecular function (GO): carbohydrate binding
Source: RefSeq, a predicted model, not a curated record